AUGUUAAAAGUUACAGCUGGAAGAAUUAUUGGAAUUGGAGUAGCAACAUGUGUCCUUACUUCUGGUUCAUUGUACUUACGAAUUCGACUAGAAGAAAAAAUUGGGAACCAGAAGUUAUGUCAAGACUGCAUUAAAAAGAUGACGCAAUAUGAGCAAGCAGCUGUAUGUUUAGGUGAACCUAUAGAAUGGCAUAGACCAAGUUUAGCAAAUACCUAUAAUUACAUAUCUACUUCAAAAGCAACAAUUGCCAUACCAGUCUCAGGCUCGCAAAGUUCAGGGGAAUUGCUGAUAGAAGCUUCUAAAGAAGAAUCGGAACAAAAAUGGACUAUAAAUUCAUUAAAACUGAAAGUACCAAAUCAAGAAAUAACAAUUCAAUGA
Messenger RNA from Argiope bruennichi, 378 nucleotides. RefSeq lists its product as uncharacterized. Gene Ontology annotation, cellular component: mitochondrial inner membrane. NCBI's taxonomy places the organism in Eukaryota, Metazoa, Arthropoda, Arachnida, Araneae, Araneidae. The record is from RefSeq and is a predicted model, not a curated record. Gene Ontology annotation, biological process: mitochondrial respiratory chain complex IV assembly; mitochondrial respiratory chain complex I assembly. The transcript has a single exon. Bases 1 to 378 code for a protein of 125 amino acids.